AUGGCUAUGUAAUUAGAUUAAAACUAAUUAUCUGAAGCAAUUUAGAAAUUAGAAUUAUUUUUUAGUUGUAGAUAAUUAGAUGAUUUAGACACAAUGAGUGUAAGUGAUCCAUACAUAGUUCUAUUUUAAAAAACUAAUUAAAAUAAUUGUAAUCAAAUUGUAGAUAAUUAAUUAGGGAGUAAAAUAGGAUAAACAGAAUUGAUUUGGAAUAAUUUAAAUCCAAAUUUUGCAACAUCAAUUAUAAUAGAGUAUUAUUUUGAAAUUCAUCAAUAUCUUAAAUUAGAAGUACAUCAUUAUGUUAAUGAAAAUCAAUCAAAAGUAAUUAGAAAUAUAAAAACUUAUAGAUAAUUGGAAUUGCAGAAACUUCUCUUGCAGCCAUAGCAGGAGCAAAAGAUCAAAUUUUAAUGGCAGAUCUGUUUAGUCUUUAAGGAAAAAAAAGUGGAAAAAUUAUUGUUAAGGCUGAUUAAGUUAAACAAUGUAAUGAUGAUUUAGAAAUCACUGUUUCUGGUUAAAAUUUACCAGAUACCAGAAUUUGGUUUUGGCAUGGUGCUUGUCCAUUCUUAAGAUUUUAUAGAUUAAGAAAAGAUGAUAGUAAUCCAAUUUUAGUUUAUGAAUCUGAAUUCGUGAAGGACUCUUCAAAUCCUACUUGGAAAACUAUUAAAUGUAAAGCAUAAAAGCUUUGUAAUGGAGAUUAUUAAAUGCCAAUAAAAGUAGAACUUUGGGAUCAUAGAACAUCAGGUAAACAUCUAUAUCUUGGAGAAACUACAUUCUUCAUUGAUGAAUUGAGAGAAUCAUUUACAUAGAAUAAACCUUAAAAAAAAGAAUUUAGAAAUAAAUAAAAAAAUAAUUCUCCAGCAGGUACAAUAACUUUUGAAAAAUUCAAUCUUAAAUCCAAAUAUACUUUUUUAGAUUAUUGUUAAGGAGGAUAAUAAUUGAAUUUAAUACUUGGUAUUGAUUUUACUGCUUCAAAUGGUGAUCCUAAAGAAAAAAACUCAUUGCAUUAUAUUUAAUAAGAUGAAAAUUCUAGUUAAUAUUUAUAAGCAAUAACAAGUGUAGUUGAAAUUUUAAUAAAUUAUGAUCAUGACAAAAAAGUACCAGUAUAUGGUUUUGGGUGUCAACCAUCAUUCAAUUUAAUCAAUACAAAUGAAACAUUACAUCUCUUUCCUCUAAAUGAUAAUCCAGAGGAUCCAGAGUAAAAUUGUAUAUAUAUUAAUUUAGAGUAUAUGGAUUAGAUGGGAUUGUAUAAUGUUAUAGAAAUGCCAUUUAACAUAUGUAAUUAGAUGGACCAACUUAUUUCCAUCCUGUAAUAUAAAAAGCAAUGGAAAUGGCUUUAGAAAGUAAACUUAAAGGAAGCAAAAACUAUUUGAUAUUAAUGAUAUUAACAGAUGGAUAAACUGAUGAUUUAUAAGCUUCAAUAGAUGAUGUUAUUGAGUCAUCUCAUUUACCAUUAUCAAUAAUCAUUGUAGGAAUAGGAAAUGCAAAUUUCAAAAAGAUGGCCAUACUCGAUAAUGAUGACAAUAGUAUGGUUAAUAGUAAAGGUUAAAAGGCUGUAAGAGAUUUAGUUUAAUUUGUUCCAUUCAAUCAAUUUAAAUAUGAUUCAUCUCUAUUAUCAAGAGAAGUUUUGGCUGAAUUACCUAAUUAAUUGGUAGAAUAUAUGGAACUAAUGAAAAUUCCUCCAUAACCACCUAAAUGUAAAUAGGGUCUUUAUUUAAAUUAGAUUAAAAAAAUCAAAUGCUAUAUUAAUAAACAUAGUAAACCCAGUAGUAACCUGGAUUCACAAAUCAAAAUUUUGUAUAAGGAUUUCCCUAGUAAGGUUUUUGA
Paramecium pentaurelia is the source of this 1821-nucleotide messenger RNA. The record is from the annotation of a GenBank genome assembly. NCBI's taxonomy places the organism in Eukaryota, Ciliophora, Oligohymenophorea, Peniculida, Parameciidae.